GCGAGCUAGUUGCCCAGGCCUUCUUCCUUUGCUGCUCGCAGGGAAACGCUGCGCAGCAUUGCCGUUGGCGUUGCCGGCGUUGGCUGUUGCGCACCAAGUAGCGCUACCUACAUAAUACUAACAGUAGGGGGGUGCGUAUUGCUCUUUUGUGUCUCCUAAACCUGCACUUAGAGUAAACCUAGCAAAAUGUCGAUCGCAGGUGGAGCGACGGCGCUCGGCGCUAAGGCCACGUUUGUGAAUCCCGCGUCCCUUGUAAACAGCGCUGCUUCCAACCACUUGGCCCACACACCUGCUGCGGCGGCCCUGCCCCAUGCCCUUACACGCACAAACAGUCUCGGGUCCGGUUCUUUGUUUGCAAGCCUGUCUCUGGAUGGCUCUCCGAGCAGCUCGUACUCCGGCCAGAAGCUCAGCGGAGCGACUCAAAAAGAAAUAAAGCAAAGUCGGAAGAGGCAGGGUGGCGCGCUGAAUACGACCGCAGCAUUCGGCAACGUCUUGGGAGGCUUGUUUGGGGGUUCAAAGGGCGACGAUGGGUCAGCGACAGCGAAAAAGUAUGCGUCAAAUGUUGAGAAAAUCAACGGGCUUGAGGCGAGAAUGCAGGCGCUGAGCGACGAGGAGUUGCGGCAAUGGACAACGGAACUGCAGCGGAGGGUCCGGGGCGGGGAAAGUUUAGAUAUUGUGCUGCCCGUGGCAUUCGCAGUGGUUAGGGAAGCGUCUAAGCGGGUGCUGGGGCUCCGGCCUUUUGACGUGCAACUGAUUGGUGGUAUGGUGUUGCACAAGGGCGAGAUUGCGGAGAUGCGGACGGGGGAGGGCAAGACGUUGGUGGCCGUGCUGCCCGCGUUUCUGAACGCACUGUCUGGAAAGAGCGUGCACGUUGUCACGGUCAAUGAUUAUCUGGCACGGCGUGAUUGCGAGUGGGUGGGCCAGGUGCACCGCUUCCUGGGCCUCAAGGUGGGCCUCAUCCAAGCUGGCAUGACCUCCGAGCAGCGGCGGGAGAGCUACGCCGCUGACAUCACAUAUGUGACCAAUAGCGAGCUUGGGUUUGACUAUCUUAGGGACAACAUUGCAGGGGCGAGAGAGGACCUAGUGCUGCAGCGCGAGUUCAGCUACUGUAUCAUUGACGAGGUCGACUCCAUUCUCAUCGACGAGGCGCGCACGCCGCUCAUCAUCUCCGGGGAGAGCGACAAGCCGGGGAAGAAGUACGAGAUGGCCGCAAAGAUUGCAUCCAUUUUCGAGCGGGACUUCCAUUACACCGUCGACGAGAAGGCCAAGUCGGUCGUGCUCCAGGAGAAGGGCUACGAAGACGCGGAGGCAGCGCUUGCGGUCAAGGACCUUUACGACCCGCGCGAGCAGUGGGCGUCGUACAUUCUGAAUGCGAUCAAGGCCAAGGAGCUGUUCCUGCGGGACGUCAACUACAUCGUGAAGAACGGCGAGAUCUACAUUGUAGACGAGUUCACCGGCAGAGUCAUGGAGGGUCGGCGGUGGAGCGAGGGGCUGCACCAGGCGGUGGAGGCGAAGGAGGGGCUGGAGGUGCGCAACGAGACGGUGACGCUGGCGAGCAUCAGCUACCAGAACUUCUUCCUGCAGUACCCCAAGAUCUGCGGCAUGACCGGCACCGCCGCCACUGAGGCCAACGAGUUCAAGAACAUCUACAAGCUCGACGUCACGUGCAUCCCCACCAAUCGGCCCAUGGUCAGAAAGGACGAGAGCGACGUGGUGUUCCGUAGCGUGGACGGCAAGUGGCGCGCUGCGGUGGUGGAGGUUGUGCGCAUCCACAAGCAGGGCCGCCCCGUGCUGGUCGGCACCACCUCCGUCGAACAGUCGGAGCUCAUCUCGGAGAAGCUCACAGAGGCCGGCAUUAAGCACUCGCUCUUGAACGCCAAGCCCGAGAACGUGGAGCGCGAGGCCGAAAUUGUGGCGCAAAGUGGUCGGCGAGGCGCGGUCACGAUUGCGACCAACAUGGCAGGGCGAGGGACGGAUAUCAUUCUGGGGGGGAACGCAGAGUACAUGGCCAAGCUGAAGCUGAGGGAGGUCCUCAUGCCCAAGGUGGUGCGGAUAAACGACGAGGAGCUGCCCAAUCUGCGGGGCAAGAGGAUGAUCAUCCGGUCGUGGCGGACGUCCCCCGACCUGUACCCCGCUAAGCUGAAACCCGAAACGUUGGCCCUCGCCGAAGAGGCGGCCAAAGCUGCGGAAGAGGCGUGGGGCACAAAAGCAGUGCCGGAACUAGAGGCGGAGGAACGCCUCUCGAUUGCGGCGGAAAGGGCGCCGACGUCGGACCCAGUGAUUGCGAAGCUGCGCGAGGCGUUCAAUGCGAUGGAGGCCGAGUUCAAGACGUAUACGGACAAAGAGAAAGAGGAGGUCAUCAAGCUGGGGGGAUUGCACGUUGUAGGAACGGAGCGCCACGAGUCGCGGCGUAUUGACAACCAGCUGCGGGGCCGCAGCGGGCGGCAGGGCGACCCCGGGAGCACGCGCUACUUCUUGUCGUUGGAGGACAACUUGUUCCGCGUGUUUGGCGGCGACCGCAUGAAGAACCUCAUGACCGCGUUCCGCAUCGACGACCUGCCGCUCGAGUCGCGCAUGCUCACCUCCAGCCUGGACGAGGCGCAGAAGAAGGUCGAGCAGUACUACUACGAGCUCAGGAAGCAGCUGUUCGAGUACGACGAGGUGCUCAACAGCCAGCGCGAAAAGGUGUACGCGGACCGCCGCCAAGCGCUUGUCGCGGAGAGCCUGGAGGGCCAGAUGAUUGGCUACGCGGAGCGGACCAUGGACGACAUUCUGGAGGCCAAUAUUGACCCCACGCUGCCGCGCGACCAGUGGCCCAUGGAACCGCUCGUCGGGAAACUGAUCCAGUAUUGCUGGAUGCUGGAGGAUCUUACUCCCGAGCUGCUCAACGAGUACUGCCCGACUUACGAUAGCCUGCGCGACUACUUGCGCGAGCUGAGCCGCAACGCGUACCUAGAGAAGCGGCGCGCGGUGGAGGAGCUGAAGCCGGGGCUCAUGGACCAGGCGGAGCGUUUCUUCGUGCUGAGCCAGACGGACAACCUGUGGAAGGAGCACCUGCAAGCCAUCAAGUUCGUGCAGCAGGCGGUCGGCUUGCGCGGGUACGGCCAGAAGGACCCGUUGAUCGAGUACAAGCUGGAGGGGUAUAACCUCUUCCUCGAAAUGAUGGCGCAAAUUAGACGGAACGUCAUCUACUCGGUCUAUCAGUUCCAGCCGGUCAUUCAAAAGAACGAGGACGGCUCUACGGAGCUUGCAUCCAAGCCGUCCACAGAGGGGUCGGAAGAGGAAACAGCCAUCGAGCAACCUGUAGCUGCCACAAAUGGAGCCGCCGCCAAUGGCGUAAGUGAAAAGGUGGCAGUAGUGGCCGCUGCAUCCGGGGCUCGGCAAGGCGCCCCUGUGGGGGGCCGGCAACCAAAGGGGAAGGGCAGGUCAAAAAGGCGGUAGCUUUUCCAAUUUGUCGAUUAUUGCCGAUCAUUCGGACUUUUUGAUUGGUUUGAGUUGAGAUGAGAUAUGAGGGUGUCGAAUUUAAGGUUGUUUCAUGCUCAAGAUUUGGAAGGUCGUGUUAUAUAGCCGACAAUUCCGAAACGCUUCCGAUCAGUCGCAUUCAAUAUUGGCAUGCGUGCUUCGAGAGAUCGGAUCAGGCACGGUGUUGAUACAUCAAAGUUAUUUGAUGUCCGGUUGAGGAAGUAUGCCUUCGACGAGGCUUUCCCAAUCGAGCAUGAACUUGAUACGAUCAACCGCAAGGAAACCAUUCCUGAGCCUGAGGGUAGUGGAUCGUGGGUCAUGGGGCAUUAGGAUCAGCUACGACAUGUGGACGUGACGGUCGCCCUAACGAUUUUGCAUCGAACUAAGCCUCA
Messenger RNA from Klebsormidium nitens, 3854 nucleotides. The record is from the annotation of a GenBank genome assembly. NCBI's taxonomy places the organism in Eukaryota, Viridiplantae, Streptophyta, Klebsormidiophyceae, Klebsormidiales, Klebsormidiaceae.